AUGUCAGUCAGGAAAGAAAGCCCAAAUGAAUCGACUUUUCCCGCAAAUAAGAUCAAUAUUGAACAUACUCAACGUUUCGUUACGUAUCGUAACUUCCUCAGGCUGGUGGACAUGCUGAGUGAUGAUAAUAUCUAUAAAAAAGUGAAUAAGGAUCCAACGUCUAUCUAUCAAAAAAAGAUCAAUAGCUUUAUUGAUGGUUUGGUGGAAGAAAAACAGGUGGAUGAGUUCAUUGGGAAGAGUCUGAAGGCUAAUAAUACUGUGCCACCGAAGAUCUAUGGACUGAGAAAGGUCCAUAAACAAGGGUGCAAAUUAAGACCUGUGGUGUCUUGUAUAAAUUCUCCAUGUUAUAAUUUAGCAAGGCAUUUACACAAAUUACUAAUCCCACUCAUUGAUACGUUUGAGAUGAAUGUCAAAAAUUCGUCUUCGUUGGUGAAUAAGCUUAGCUCAGUAAAACUACCAACUGGCUACAUUUUAGUUUCUUUGGAUGUCGUAUCGUUGUUUACAAUGAUCCCUAAGGACUUAGUGAUAGAGAUAAUAUCGAAGCCUGAGGAAGUUACGAUACGUAACUAA
Messenger RNA from Cotesia congregata, 570 nucleotides. The record is from the annotation of a GenBank genome assembly. Lineage: Eukaryota; Metazoa; Arthropoda; Insecta; Hymenoptera; Braconidae.